This is a messenger RNA of Moneuplotes crassus, 532 nucleotides long. NCBI's taxonomy places the organism in Eukaryota, Ciliophora, Spirotrichea, Euplotida, Euplotidae. The record is from the annotation of a GenBank genome assembly.
UAAAUUCUAAACAGCUAUUUGAUGGGCUUAGAGUGUGGGAUUUGGGGCUCAAAGAAUAGUGCUUAGAUAAUCUUUUAGGCAAUUAGAUUUAUUCAACUGGGGUCUUUCUGACUCUUCCGUGAGCGUUGGUAAUUGAGACUCCAAGUUCUCUAGCUCUAUUUAAGAUGUCAACUCUGAGUUUAGCAGAAACGGUAGAAGCGAUCUCUCCAGCAUGAGUUUGGUUGUUCAUCAACAAGAUUUCAAUAUCGCUCAAAUUAUUGAUGAGGAAUUUCCUGAGACCACCUUUAAUUUGGUGUCUGGUUGCAUUAUUGUUCUUAUAUCCAAUGUUGACCAUUCUGACAGUGCCUCUGAAUCUUCUUCUAACACAAGAGUCAAUACCUCUUGGCUUUCUCCAUGAUUCUCCAACUCUCAUGUAUCUAUCAGAGUGGUGUCUCUUGAAUGCUUUGAGUCUUUUGACUACUUUUUUCUUGUCAUUGAGCUUGUAUGAACCCAUUGUUGCUAAUAAUCUAAAAUAAUAACUAAUUUUGUCAAU